Molecule: messenger RNA, 396 nt
Organism: Adineta steineri
Lineage: Eukaryota; Metazoa; Rotifera; Eurotatoria; Adinetida; Adinetidae
Source: the annotation of a GenBank genome assembly
AUGGUUGGAGAUUAUGUUUUACAAAUGGCACAAGAUGUUAAAGAUGAAGCUGAGCGUCACUGGACAUCAAUAAAUAACUACAACAGAAAUUUGGAUGUCGUUGGAAGAGAUGAAAAGAAAAUUGUAAUAGAUUGUCAUGUUGAAUCGAUCAUGUUCACAAGAGGCAGAUUAGAAGCAGUUAUAAAGGAUAUAAUGAAAGAAAGCAACGCAAUUGCAGAAUUACUUAAAGAACUUCGUGAAGAAAAACGAAGAUCUACCGAAUAUGAACAGAAGUGUGAGGAAGACUUAUAUAAUCUCAUGAAGGAAGCGAAAAAACUUGAAGAGAAGAUUGAAGAAUUAAAUGAAAUACGGAUAAUAUGGAGUGAUUUUGAUCGUGUUUUAGUUGGGAAGAUCUGA